Molecule: messenger RNA, 705 nt
Organism: Dioscorea cayenensis subsp. rotundata (Guinea yam)
Lineage: Eukaryota; Viridiplantae; Streptophyta; Magnoliopsida; Dioscoreales; Dioscoreaceae
Product: pentatricopeptide repeat-containing protein At4g20090-like
Exons: 1
Coding region: 1-705 (234 amino acids)
Molecular function (GO): protein binding
Source: RefSeq, a predicted model, not a curated record
AUGACCGCGGAGGACUGCACCCCAAGCGUCUUCACCUAUACUUCCCUCAUGCGGGGCCACUUCGAGUCAGGGAACAUCCAACGAGCGCUCGCCACGUGGAAAGACAUGAUUCGCCAGGGUUGCGAGCCUAACGCUGUUAGUUACUGCACACUGAUCCACGGUCUCUGUGAGGGCGGGAGACUGGAUGAGGGUAUGAUGGCCUGGAGGAACAUGUUAGCUAAAGGGUGUUCCGCUGACGUGGUGGCUUACGGUGCGAUGAUCAGAGGGCUUUGCUUGGGCGGGCGAUUGGAUGAUGGUGUGAGACUGUUUAAUGAUAUGUUGGCCCGCGAGGAACCGGAACCGGACGCGGUCAUUUACAACAUACUAUUUGACGGGUUACUGAAAGACGGUAAAUUAACACAAGCGAUGGAUCUACUGAGAAGCAUGUUGAACAAAGGGUGUGAUCCAGAUGAAGUGACUUGCAAUACAUUUUUGAGGGAGUUUGGAGGGGAUGAUAAGAAGGUGAGGGAGUUCAUGGAAGGGUUGGUGGUGAGGUUGAGUAAGCGGGAAAGGGUCGAGGGGGCGGCCGGCAUCGUCGGAGUUAUGUUAGCGAAGAAUGUCGCGCCGGAGCCGGGGACUUGGGCUAUGGUCUUGGGAGGAGUUUGCAAUGGGAGGAGAGUGAGGAGACUGAUUGAUAAGUGUUGGAUUGAUAUUGUGGGAACUUGA